Owenia fusiformis is the source of this 1287-nucleotide messenger RNA. The record is from the annotation of a GenBank genome assembly. NCBI's taxonomy places the organism in Eukaryota, Metazoa, Annelida, Polychaeta, Sabellida, Oweniidae.
CCCCUCAAACUUCAUUCGGUGGGUUAAUUACUCAUUAUCCUAUAAGUUAUGUUAUUAUAAGGAAAUAGCAUGGCCUUCAAAAGUAACUUGCUCUUGAAACUUAAUUACAUGUUAAUAUUGCUCAUUACUCUAGGAAUAUUUGGAUAUGAAAGGAUAAUGUAUUCAAUUAACAUUUCUAAUUUCAACAUUGGUCGGAGCCUAAAUCGCAAAGAUAGUGCUGCAACAUCUUUAAAUAAGAGCAUAUCACUUGGUGAUGGAAAGAAAAGAAUAUUUGUGUAUAAAAAUCAUCAGCAAUUAACAGCAAAGAAAGAACUAGUAGCGACAGAAGAGCAGAUGCAGAGACUUGCACUUUCUCAACCUUCAUUCAUUGAACUAUCUAAAGAAAACAUUCAGGAUUUUGUUUUUGUAACUGCAGCAUCUGAGAAUCAUUUUACUGAGAGCUUUGACCUGAUAGGAAGUAUACAGACAUUUUAUCCUGAUCGCAACAUUUAUUACUAUGACCUUGGCCUUGAUUCUGAACAAGAAACAAUAAUUAAGACAAUGUGUGGAGUGAAAUACAGAAAGUUCAAUUUUACAGGUUAUCCCAAGCAUGUCUCCCAAUACUUAUGGACCUGCGCAUUUAAGCCUCUUAUAGUUCAGGAGAUGCUAACAAAGCAUAAAGUAGGUGUAUUCUGGGUGGAUUCAUCAAUUCGUUUCAAAACAGGAGGAACAGAGAAACUAUGGGAGAAAAUCAAGAAUGGAAAUGGACUAAUGCUUUUCCUAAAUAGAUUUAUUAAUAAAAAUUUUGCUGUGACUCAUCCUGGCAUGUAUGAUUAUCUCCCAGCUGAGGAAGAAGAUAUGAGAAGACGAGGUGCAUAUGGGGCUGGCGCAUUCUUAAUUUAUAACACUAAAUUUGUGCAUGAAUAUUUUUUUAAAUGGCUAGUGUUGUGUGCAUUGAAUAGACAUUGCAUUAAACCAAAAGGGUCUCGACUACGCUGUGCCAGAGCACAGGAAGAUAUCAGUUCUUACCUGAACUGUCAUAGAUUUGACCAAUCAGCAUUCAAUAUUCUUUUGUAUGACACAUACAAUUUUCCUGGAGAUUUUCAAUCUGAAAUUUGUGACUCAGAACGAUUGUCAGUUAACAGGACAAAACAAACCAUGUUUAAGGUUAAAUUUUGUACCUAAUGAAUUAAUGAAAUCAAUGUAGAUUAUUUGUAUGGAAAUAAGUGGAAUUGUUUUUAAGGUACAUGCAAAUCAAAUGAAAAAAAAUGUGACUUAAGAAAAAAAAAAUAUAUAUAUUAUUGAAAU